Messenger RNA from Glycine soja, 2656 nucleotides. RefSeq names its product kinesin-like protein KIN-14S. Lineage: Eukaryota; Viridiplantae; Streptophyta; Magnoliopsida; Fabales; Fabaceae. Gene Ontology annotation, molecular function: microtubule binding; microtubule motor activity; ATP binding. Gene Ontology annotation, biological process: microtubule-based movement. The record is from RefSeq and is a predicted model, not a curated record. The transcript is spliced from 12 exons. The coding region runs from base 124 to 2469 and encodes 781 amino acids.
AGUAAAGAACCCUACAUCAACUUCACCACUAUUCUCUCUCUCUCUCUCUCUCUCUCUCUUGCGCUCUCUCUGUCGAUCAGGAAUUUCGAUCUUGGAAUCGUUGCGUCACUUCUCAGACAAACCAUGAACGAUCAAUCCAUGCAAAUCCAAAUGCUCGCUGAAAAAUUCCACCGAUUCGUUCUUGACUGCGAACUCAAGCAACCAUCAAUCGCUCAGUGCUCUGAUAUUGAGUCAAAGAAAGUGAACGAGAACUCUGACUCCAUGGAUGAACAUAGUUUGUCCAAUGGAAUCCAUGAAGUUUCUCCGGAUACGGGCCACACGCUUCCCAUAUUGAAGAAAAUACUUGAUCUCAGUGCUAAAGUUCAGGAUUUGAAGAAGCAGCAUAUAACCAUGUGCGAUGAAGUGAAACUCACUACUCAAUCUUUUCCUGGCACUGAUAUUAUGAAGUCUGUGCAGCUUCUCGGUGCUGAAUAUGAACUCCUAAAAAGAAAGUACUCAGAGGAGUCCUCUGAGCGGAGGCGGCUUUACAAUGAAGUAAUUGAACUCAAGGGAAAUAUUAGAGUUUUCUGCAGAUGUAGACCAUUAAAUGAGAAUGAAAUUGCUAAUGGGUCUGCAUCUGUUGUCAAUUUUGAGUCGUCUUCAGAUAAUGAGCUUCAAGUCAUUUGUGCAGACUCUUCUAAAAAGCAAUUUAAAUUUGAUCAUGUAUUUGGGCCAGAAGAUAACCAAGAGGCUGUUUUUCAACAGACCAAACCCAUUGUUACAUCAGUAUUGGAUGGGUACAAUGUCUGCAUAUUUGCCUAUGGGCAAACUGGAACUGGGAAAACAUUUACAAUGGAAGGAACACCAGAACACAGGGGAGUUAACUACAGAACCCUGGAAGAAUUAUUUCGGAUAACUGAAGAGAGACAUGAUACAAUGAAGUAUGAAUUGUCUGUUAGCAUGCUGGAGGUCUACAAUGAGAAGAUAAGAGAUCUCUUGGUGGAAAAUUCUGCCGAACCUACUAAGAAAUUGGAGAUAAAGCAAGCUGCAGAAGGAACCCAAGAGGUCCCAGGACUUGUUGAAGCUCGUGUUUAUGGAACAGAAGACGUGUGGGAAAUGCUCAAGACUGGAAACCGAGUCAGAUCAGUUGGAUCCACCUGUGCUAAUGAGCUUAGCAGCCGUUCUCACUGCUUGUUAAGAGUAACUGUAAUGGGGGAAAAUUUAAUCAAUGGCCAGAGAACAAAGAGCCACCUUUGGCUAGUAGACUUAGCUGGCAGUGAGCGCCUGGGAAAAACUGAAGCCGAAGGAGAAAGGCUGAAGGAAUCUCAGUUCAUAAAUAAGUCACUUUCAGCACUCGGUGAUGUUAUUUCUGCCCUUGCUUCCAAAUCAUCCCACAUCCCUUACAGGAACUCAAAACUCACUCAUAUGCUGCAAAGCUCUUUAGGAGGAGACUGCAAAACUUUAAUGUUUGUGCAAGUAAGUCCAAGUUCGGCAGACUUGGGAGAGACACUUUGCUCGUUGAAUUUUGCCACCCGUGUCCGUGGGAUCGAGAGUGGCCCAGCUCGCAAGCAAGUAGACCACACUGAGCUGUUUAAGUACAAGCAAAUGGCUGAAAAGCUGAAACAAGAUGAGAAGGAAACAAAGAAAUUACAGGAUAGCUUGCAAAUCAUGCAACUCAGGCUUGCUGCAAGAGAACAUCAUUGUAGAACCCUUCAGGAAAAGGUCCGGGAACUUGAGAACCAGAUUGCAGAAGAAAGGAAAACCAGACUAAAGCAAGAAAGUAGAUCUCUUGCAGCUGUUACAGUUCAACCUUCAUCAGCAGCAGCUCAUAAAACCAUGACAGACAAGAAGCCUCCACUGAAUCCUUCAAAACUGAGAAUGCCACUGGGAAGAAUAACCAAUUCAUUGCCUCCACGGUCUCCUCUAAGAUCAAAGAGUUACACUGCCUUCAUGAGUGGAAAGGAAAACUCUGUCAGAAGGAACUCAGUGGUGACGAGUGCUGUAAGGCCAGCUUCAUCAUCAACAACAGCACAGUUCCUUCAGGCAAGGAGGCGGGUGUCCAUUGCUGUGAGACCGCCUGCACCAUCAACAACGCAGGUCCUUCAUACAAGAAGGAGGGUCUCCAUUGCCACACUACCUUCUCAGACAACUUCUGACAUUACUACUCCACUCCGUACCUCAGCGUUCCGUGUUACCGGUGGAAGCAGCCAACAAUCACGGAUAAGAAGCCAAAGGAAAGAUCGGUACUCAAGUUUGUUCGCCCCAUUGCCAGAGUUGAGAACAUCAGUUGAGACAACUCCAAUGACUGUAAGGAGGAGCAGCAAGUUUAUGAUGAGCAGUCCGGUAAGGGCAGAUUCCAGGGAGGGAUCCGCUAGGCAUCCAACUCUUCUUGCACUUCAGCGCAAGCCUGUGGUCUGGAGUCCCCUUAGAGGUUUGAAAAGUAACAGAAAGUCAUCACUCUUGCCAUAUCGCCCAACCCAAAUGCAAUAGUUUCUCAUACUAUGUGACAGACAGUGGAGUUUUUUUUCAACUAAUGCACACGUGUAUAAAUUAGUGUAUUGUGAUUGGUUUAUGAAUCAACUUAGAUUCAAUUAAAUUUUUCUCAACAUUUCAUGACAAAUAAUACAGUUGUGUUUGUUAUUCUAUCAAAUUUCUGAUCUCACAUUUAAAUGCCAAA